This is a messenger RNA of Thyridium curvatum, 1866 nucleotides long. RefSeq lists its product as uncharacterized. Bases 1 to 1866 code for a protein of 621 amino acids. NCBI's taxonomy places the organism in Eukaryota, Fungi, Ascomycota, Sordariomycetes, Thyridiales, Thyridiaceae. The transcript is spliced from 3 exons. The record is from RefSeq and is a predicted model, not a curated record. Gene Ontology annotation, molecular function: phosphatidylinositol binding; protein binding. Gene Ontology annotation, biological process: conjugation with cellular fusion. Gene Ontology annotation, cellular component: mating projection tip.
AUGCUGACUACUAUGCUCUCUCUCAAGGCCCUCCGGAGGUCCAUCAAAGGGGACAAAGACACCAAGCCCCCGCAGAUCUCAAUCGCGCCCAAGUCCGCCGUCGCCAUCGUCCCUCCUAAGAAGGUCAUUCGUGCGCUCUACGACUAUGAGGCUCAAAACAGCCAGGAAUUGAGUUUCUCCCGAGGGGACUUCUUCCAUGUCAUUGGGCGCGAGAACGACCCCGACUGGUAUGAGGCAUGCAACCCCGCCUUGCCCGACGCCAGAGGCCUUGUGCCAGUCGCAUUCUUCCAGGCCCUGGGCCGCACCGAGCGGGACAGCGCCCAGUCAGACUCGGGCAAGCCGCCCGUCGUGCCGCCCGCCGCCUCCAAGAACCCCGACCACGACUCCGGCUAUGCCGAGAAUUCGGCUUCUGCUCCCUCUCCCGCAGCGGCGAACCCCAUGAUGGGCCAGCGCCUCUCACGGUCGUCCGGCAAGAACGGCGCCAUGGUGUACGGCAUUGUCAUGUACGACUUUGAGGCGGAGAGAGCGGACGAGCUCGAGGCCAAGGCGGGCGAGGCGAUCAUCGUCAUUGCGCAGUCCAACCCGGAAUGGUUUGUAGCCAAGCCUAUUGGCAGGCUGGGAGGCCCCGGCCUCAUCCCGGUGUCCUUUAUCGAGAUUCGGGACAUGGCGUCCAACACACCCGUGCCUAACCCACAGGAGGCCGUGCGCCGUGCCGGAAUCCCGAGGGUGGAGGAGUGGAAGAAGAUGGCCGCCGAGUACAAGAACAGCAGCAUCACUCUGGGCAAGUUUGAGGUCGGCGGCGCGCCGCAGUCCAUGGAGCAGGGUAUGGAGCGAAUGAGUCUUCAGCAAGGUGCUGGUGGACGUAUGAGCCAGUCUAAUGGAGCUGGUUUUCAACAGCAGCAGCAGCAGCAGCAACAACAACAACAGGCGCAGCAGCCUGCCGGCUACAACUCGCAGCGAAACACACAGCAGCAGUUCCCAGCCAAUCCAUACUCGAACAAAUCCACCUCUCAGCUCUUCGCUCCCACGUCCGCGCGGAUACCUCGCUACUGCUUCGCCGAAGACAAGUACUGGUUCGUCAUCGAGGCUGUGCUGGAGGAUGGCCGCCAUUGGGAGCUCUCAAGAUACUACGAAGACUUUUACGAUUUCCAGAUCGCCCUGCUCACCGAGUUCCCUGCCGAGGCCGGCAACACCGGCACACAGAAGCGCACGCUGCCGUACAUGCCCGGUCCCGUUAAUUACGUGACCGAUGCCAUUACCGAGGGUCGGCUGCACAACCUGGACGCCUACGUGAAAAACCUUCUGGCCCAGCCGCCAUACAUCUCCAGAUGCAACCUGGUCAAGCAGUUCUUCGCUCCGCGAGAGGGCGACUACGAGAUUGACCCUAACAACGCCGGUGAAGAGUACCGCCUCUCAAACGGCUCCCAGCCGUCUUCCGCAGACUCUCCCCGGGACGGCGCCUCUCGGCAAUCGUCUAGAAACAACCUGAACGGUGGCGGGUACUCACAGGGCCUUUCGGCAGCGCCAGCCCGGGGUCCCAACGGACAGCCGCCGAUGAACCGCCAAACGUCGUCAUUGUCACAACCAUCGCAGGCUUCGCUGUCUCCCGGGAUCACACAAGGGGUACAAGCCAUGAAGGUCAAGCUGAGCUACAACGGCGAGCUCAUCGCCAUCCGUGUCCCUGAAAACAUCCAGUUUAAGGAGCUGUCAGACAAGGUCCGAGAACGACUCCGGAUCUCGGCCGGGGACCAGAUCCAGCUGUUUUACAAGGACGAUGCCACCGGGGACAAGCCGAGCAUGCUCAGCGAUGCGGAUCUCGACACUGCCUUGACUCGGAACGAGAAGCUGCUGCUCUACGUCGAGUAG